AUGCAUUACACAAGAAUACUUAGAGCUGCACAACGUGCAAACCUUACUGGUUUCGACCCAAAAGCAUUAGCUGCCGCUGCUGGCAAAAAUGCGGGUGACCCAUGGGCGAGAAAUGAGGCUUGGAGAUACCAAGGACAAUACUCGAGAUGGAAUCGAUUCUCAAAUUCUUUCCCAGGCUUGGGUAUCGCGACAGUAGCAUUUACGGCAUAUUGCGGAUUCGAACAUUUCUUUUUGGCGGACGACCAUCAUGGACAUGCAGAAGGAGGUCAUGGCGAAGGACAUCACUAG
Messenger RNA from Sclerotinia borealis F-4128, 288 nucleotides. The record is from the annotation of a GenBank genome assembly. NCBI's taxonomy places the organism in Eukaryota, Fungi, Ascomycota, Leotiomycetes, Helotiales, Sclerotiniaceae.